Molecule: messenger RNA, 783 nt
Organism: Ziziphus jujuba (common jujube)
Lineage: Eukaryota; Viridiplantae; Streptophyta; Magnoliopsida; Rosales; Rhamnaceae
Product: secreted RxLR effector protein 161-like
Exons: 1
Coding region: 1-783 (260 amino acids)
Source: RefSeq, a predicted model, not a curated record
AUGGCUGAUUGUUCCAUUAGUCCAACUCCUGCUAGCACAGGCAUUCAACUCAAUAAAAUCGUCAGUAGUGCUUUCAAGAAUGUUUUUAUGUACAGAAGUACCAUUGGAGCUCUUCAGUACUUGACAAUUACAAGACCGGAACUUACUUUCAUAGUAAACAAAUUGAGUCAGUUUAUGCACAAACCUACAGAUAUGCAUUGGAGUUCAUGUAAAUGGGUCUUUCGUUAUUUACAAGGUACUAAAACCUUUGGACUUCAGAUUCGACCCUCUUCUGAUAUUACAAUCUCAGGUUAUAUAGAUAUGGAUUGGGCCUCAAAUGCUGAUGAUAGAAGAUCUACAGGCAGUUAUUGUAUUUUUCUGGGACAAAAUUUAGUUUCUUGGUCCUCAAAGAAGCAACACGUUGUUGCUUGUUCUAGUACUGAAUCAGAAUAUAGAUCUCUGGCUAAUGGUGCCGCAGAAGUUCUUUGGUUACAGUCCUUACUCAAUGAGUUACAGGUUGAGUUAAACAGAGUUCCAGUUAUUUGGUAUGACAAUGUGGAGGUUGGUUAUCUAGCUGAAAAUACGGUUCAUCAUCAACGGAUGAAACAUAUAGAAAUUGAUGCUCAUUUUGUUCGUGAUAGAGUAAUUCAAAAGAAAUUAGAAUUUCGUUAUGUGCCUAGUUUUGAACAAAUUGCAGAUGUCUUAACCAAAGUUCUUCCAUCCUCACAGUUCUUGGUGCUAUGGUGCAAGCUAAAUCUGAAGGCAUCCCUAUUUCGCUUACGGAGGAAUGAUAAAAUAUCUUAA